AUGGGCCACAGCUUGACAACUAUUAGUCGUGGAAGAUGGCGAUCGUUCAGCAACAACCAGUCCGCAAGUCGCCACCAAGACCGCAGAGCCAAAGGCCCAGCAAGACACGUUACAAUGCACAACACACUGCAGCCUCCACCGCCGUCAGCGCCCCCCAUGACCAAUGGCUCGUCGUUUCUGCGCAAGUCUGGCCAUCUGUACAAGAAGACGGGCCUGGGUCGGUCCUGGCGUCCGCGCUUCUUCUCGCUCGAGGGCACAGUACUCUAUUACUACAAACGCGAAGGUGACUCGGUGCCCAAAGGCAUCGUGGUGCUCACAGGCUGCCACAUUCGCGCUACCAAGGACAAGAAGCUCUACAGUUUCCGCAUCUCGCACCCAAAGACCUCCAAGGUCUACGAUCUAGCUGCCACACUGCCCAGUCGCACUGAGGACUGGAUCCAUGCACUCACACAGGCGUCCACCAUGGCGCAGACCGCCAGUUCCAUUCGACAGCUCACGUCCACCACGUCCAGUAGCGAUGUGCUGCUGCCUUUGUUUUCAUCCCACUCGAUGCUCGUGGAUCCAUCCGUGACGGAGCUCCUGAAGGCCCCAGGGGCGGCUAUUCCGGACGAACAUCGCGACAGUAUGGAAGGAUUAUUGGCCGAGUUCGUGACGCAAGCACGAGACGAUGCAGACGGAUGGAAGUUCCAGACUGAGCAACGAGACGUCAAGGCCUACGUGCGUCAUGCUUCGAAGGUCGGAACCUUCAAGGGAGUGGGUUUUAUCGCUCAUCACCCACACAAAGUACUCCAAUUGAUUCUGGAACUAUCAAAACGACCCACAUACGACCCACAGUUGCUUGCCACCCAACGUGUGCACGUCUUCAACGACCACACAUGGGUGGAUCAUUUGACCUACAAGGCCGUCUUCCCAGCGGCAGGUCGAGACUUGGUCAACUUGACCCACUGGCGUGUCCUUCGAGACGGGUCGAUUGUCGUUGUGGCCACUUCCGUUGAAGACGACAGCUUCGUCAAGAGCCAGGAGCCCCAGAUCGUUCGUGCAAGAGCUGUCAUGGCUGGGUUCUUACUUACACCUAGUAAAGACUACGCAGGCGUGGACGCCACAUACAUCACCAAAGUGGAUUUGAAGGCAGGAAUCCCUGCCGGUCUCCAGGCCAAGAUGCUCAUCAAACAAGCAUUCGUGGUCGACGGACUGCGUAAAGCUCUGGAUGAGGACGAGAGUCCUCGGCAGUGGGAGCGUGUCACAAACGCCACCUUGUUCGGGAUCUCCACGACUGAUUGCGUGGAAGACGAGGAAGAAGUUUACUCGAUGCGAUCGCAGUCGGCAGAUGUCCAUGAUCAGGAGGACCACACUGAGUCUUUGUCUGGUCAUCGUCCCAGCGUCGUUCCUGAAGAAGGAUUCCCUGCCGUCCCAGAAGAGUAUAGCGAGAUUAUUGAGAAGGCUGUGGCUCGAAUGGAAGCUGAGAUGAACGAUGAAGCGUCCUGGAACUUCAUCGGAGACAAAGACGGGGUCAAGGCCUACACCAAGGUGGAUGGCUCACUGACCGCUGCUAAAGGUGUAGGCUAUUUGCCGUAUCAUCCGCGUGCCAUCUGGGAGCAAGUGGCUGACGCCGCCAAGAGGAAGCUCGUGGACCCUCAACUCGCACUGGGUAUGAACUUGAAGUCCUUGGACGCGCAGACCAACAUCGACUACCUCGAGUACAAGUCCAUGUUCGUGGUUGCUGGCCGAGAUUUCUGUAACCUUGCGCAUUGGCGUGUGCUGCCUGGUGGGACGAUCAUUGUGGUGGUGCAAAGUAUCGAAGAUCACGAGUUGUGUCCUCUUAAAGAGCCUAAGGUUGUGCGUGGUGACCUGCAUCUGGGCUGUACCAAGAUUGUGCCCAACGCAGCGUACGACGGUGCCAAGGUGACCACGAUGGUCAAGACAGAUCUCAAGGGCAACAUCCCAGCGCGCAUCGCUGGAAAGGCAGCAGCGGAUCAGCCGUUUGUCAUUUCUCGGAUGGGUGACGUGAUCAAGGCCAGACGAGACCUCGACCAGAUCGCAGCUCAAGGGAAGCUGACGAACACGCUGCUCGAGUUUCCCCAGACCCAGAAGCGAUCGUCCUCAUUGGGCUCGGCGAAGCUCGGCAGCCCUGUAGCCAAGAACGGAGUGAACCACCUGACUAACAGUACGCCACAGUUGGUUCGUACUGCGUCUCAGGUGGCUGCUAAGCCUUUGCAUGUGGACACGCUGUCAACCCCAAACGGGAAGGCUUCGUCUACGAAGGAGGUGCAGCAGGACAAGCCAAAAGCAACAGAGGCAGGUGACGUGAUGGAUCUUUCGAAAGCGGACAAGAAUACGAUCAGUGACGUGGCCAUGUACGCGAUUCAAUUCGGAGGCGCCGUAUUGGCCCUGAAAACUGUCGGUCUUCCUACCGCUGUGCACUUUGUCGCUGUGAUCCUGCUGAUCCUGUUCUUCGCACUGAAACUCCAGCUUGGUCCAAGUCACAUGUCACCUCGAAGAAAAAUGAUGAUCUCUACGUUUGGACCUCCAGACAGCGGUAUGAUUCUCGGUACUCUUCAGUUGGACACAACCAAGACGAACCAGUACAUUGCAGAUCGACGAAAAGAUUCCAACUGCCACCUCACUAUCACGCACAUUGUUCUGCGUGCUCUUGGUGAGGUAUUGAGCAAGGCUCCGUCAGUGAAUGGCCACUUGGUCUUCGGUAAUUACUACCCGGCACCAACCGUGGACAUUUCUUGCCUGGUUGCAGUGGGUGCUGGAAAGGACUUGGGAGUUUGUCGACUACCGAAAAUCGACAAGAUGACGUUGCAGGAUGUGGUCGAUCACGUUCGUGGUGACGCCACCAAAAUCCGCAGUGGUCAGGACAAAGGACAGGAAGACCGGAACAAGAUCAUGAGUGCUUUGUCGACGUGGGUUCUCCGUCCGAUGGUCAACUUUUUGGGCUGGCUCGGUAGUGCUUGUGGCUUCCGAAUCCCUGUGGUGGGGGUGGAGCCGUAUAUGUUUGGAGCCUGCUUGGUGACGUCUGUCGGCUGUUGUCGUGGAUGGGAAAGUUGA
Molecule: messenger RNA, 3054 nt
Organism: Phytophthora infestans T30-4
Lineage: Eukaryota; Oomycota; Peronosporomycetes; Peronosporales; Peronosporaceae
Exons: 2
Coding region: 1-3054 (1017 amino acids)
Molecular function (GO): lipid binding
Source: RefSeq, a predicted model, not a curated record